Coturnix japonica (Japanese quail) is the source of this 2697-nucleotide messenger RNA. The record is from RefSeq and is a predicted model, not a curated record. Lineage: Eukaryota; Metazoa; Chordata; Aves; Galliformes; Phasianidae.
UUAACCCCAUUCUCUCCCCCCCAGCUCCAUGGCCCGGCUCUGAUCUACUCUCCAGCUCCAUUGGAAGGUUCUUUGGUUGGGGGGAAGGGGGGGGGUAGCCCAUAAUUAAUAACUGUGGGGGGGGGUUCUAAUUAACAACCAAAGGGGGGACUAUAAUUAAUAACCCAGGGGGGCGGCUAUAAUUAAUACCCGUAGGGGGGUCCUGUGAUUAAUAACCAAAGGGGGGGGCUAUAAUUAAUAACCUUGGGGGGGGCCUAUAAUUAAUAACCAAAGGGGGGUCUGUAAUUGACUACAGGGGGCUUCCCCCAUCAUAUACCUUUAAUUAAGGGGGGUUGUUGUUGUAGUGGGGGGGGUCUGCAAUUAAUAAGGGGGUCCCCCCCCAUCCAUUACCUUUAAUUAAGAGGGGGGUCAUUAAUUAAUUACAGGGGUCUCCCCCCACCAUAUACCUUUAAUUAAGGGGGGGGUCAGUAAUUAAUUACAGGGGUCUCCCCCCAUCCAUUACCUUUAAUUAAGGGGGUGGUCAGUAAUUAAUUACAGGGGUCUCCCCCCACCAUAUACCUUUAAUUAAGGGGGGGGUCAGUAAUUAAUUACAGGGGUCUCCCCCCCAUCAUAUACCUUUAAUUAAGGGGGGGGGUCAGUAAUUAAUUACAGGGGUCUCCCCCCACCAUAUACCUUUAAUUAAGGGGGGGGUCAAUAACUAAUUACAGGGGUCUCCCCCCACCAUAUACCUUUAAUUAAGGGGGGGGUCAGUAAUUAAUUACAGGGGUCUCCCCCCACCAUAUACCAUUAAUUAAGGGGGGUCGUUGUUGCAGUGGGGGGGGUCCCGUGAUGCGGAAGCCCCCCCCCUUGGCGCUGCUGUGGGCCGCAGCCGCUCUGGUCUCUUGGAACGCGUUGCUUCUCUUUUACCUUUGGGGGGGGGGCGGGGGUCGCGGGCCCCCUAAGACCCCAAUGGCGGCCAUUGGUGCGGCCCCCCCCCCACACGAAGCCCCCCCCGACCCCCAUUUAACGGCCCAGUUGUCCCGCCUGGCUCAGGAGGCACAGAAACAACUGGAGCUACAGAGGGAGAUUCUGACCCACAUCCAACAGCGGCUGCCCCAUAGAGACCCACUGAGAGCACCCAGAAAGGGCCCCAAAAAGACCCAAAAUGCCAAGAAUUGGCCCCAAAAUGCCUUUAAUCCGCCACAUAACCCCAUUAACCCCCACAAAGAGCCCAUAUAUCAACAUCGAGACCCUCAUAAAGCCCCCCAAGACCCCAAUAAACCCCCCCAAGACCCUCAUAAGGGCCCAUACGACCCCAUAAGAAACCCAUACGCCCCCAUAACGGCCCUUCACGACCCCAAUAACCCCCUUUACGACCCCCAUAAGCCCCCCCAAGGACCCAUAGACCCCCAUAAGCCCCCCCAGGAUCCCAAUAAGGCCCCAUACGACCCCAAUAACCCCCUUUACGACCCCCAUAAGGCCCUUAUGGACCCCAAUAAGGCCCCCAUGGCCGCCCCACGUGACCCGGCCCCGACCCCCCCCCACCCCUUACAUCCUCCCCCGACCCCCGCGCUACUCCCGGCACUUCCGCUUCCGGAACAACCCCUCUCCGUGACGUCGCUUCCGGUUCCGGAUGAAAGCCAGCUUCCGCUUCCGGUUCUGGUCUUGGCCUGCGAUCGCAGCUCGGUUCGGCGCUGCCUGGACUCGUUGCUCCGUUACCGACCGUCUGCCACCCGCUUCCCCAUCCUGGUGAGCCAGGACUGCCAGCACCCGGAAACGGCGGCCGCCAUUUCAUCCUACGGCGACGCCAUCACUCGACUCCACCCUCCUCCUCACCCGGAUCCACUUCCGGUUCCGCCCGAACACCGGAAGUUCGCCGGCUACUACAAGAUCGCCCGCCAUUACCGCUGGGCGUUGGGUCACGUGUUUAACACCCUCCACUUCCGGGCCGCCAUUGUGGUGGAGGACGACCUAGAGGUGGCGCCCGAUUUCUUCGAGUACUUCCGGGCCGCUCUACCCUUACUCCGCUCCGAUCCAUCUCUAUGGUGCGCCUCGGCCUGGCACGAUAACGGCAAGGAACGGCUGGUGGAUCCGUCCCGACCGGAACUGUUGUAUCGAACCGAUUUCUUCCCGGGGCUGGGUUGGCUGCUGACAUCCGAACUGUGGGCUGAGCUGGAACCAAAAUGGCCGCCGGCUUUUUGGGAUGAUUGGAUGAGACAACCGGAGCAACGCCGGGACCGGGCCUGUGUUAGGCCCGAGGUAUCGAGAACCGUCACGUUCGGACGUAAAGGGGUGAGUCACGGGCAGUUCUACGAGCAGCACCUCCGGUACAUGCUGCUCAACCGGAGGUUCGUGCCAUUCACUAACAUUGAUAUGGCUUAUCUACACCGGGAACGGUAUGAUACCGAAUGGGAACGGCAACUGAGGGAGGCACAACCGGGAGAGCUGAGGGAUUUAACGGAGAUUAACGGGAAAACAGGCCUUAACGGGGACAGCACCGGCUCCAAAGCGGCCAUAAGGAUCCAUUAUCACAACCGGGAAUCGUUCCGGGCCGCAGCCAAAGCGCUGGGGAUCAUGGACGACAUGAAGGCCGGGGUGCCCAGGGCGGCCUAUAAAGGGGUCGUUACCGUUGUGUUUAACGGGAGGAGGGUCUACCUGGCACCGGGAAACGGGUGGGGGGGGUACGACCCCGCGUGGGGGUGAGAUAUGGGGGGGUAU